This is a messenger RNA of Tigriopus californicus, 2681 nucleotides long. RefSeq names its product centrosomal protein of 131 kDa-like. The coding region runs from base 111 to 2591 and encodes 826 amino acids. The transcript is spliced from 9 exons. Gene Ontology annotation, biological process: cilium assembly; regulation of centrosome duplication; intraciliary transport involved in cilium assembly. The record is from RefSeq and is a predicted model, not a curated record. NCBI's taxonomy places the organism in Eukaryota, Metazoa, Arthropoda, Copepoda, Harpacticoida, Harpacticidae. Gene Ontology annotation, cellular component: centriolar satellite.
AAAAAUCAGUUUCAACAUCAGUGGAAAUCCAGAAGGAAGUGGCAUUCCACAAGCCCGGUCUCUCGUUUAGGAGUGAUUCCGAAGUCAAGCCUUCUAAAAAAUAUCGUUCCAUGGAUGCCUUAGAAAAGUCCGUAGAAACUUUAAUCGGCGAUCAUUGUGCCAGCAAUAGUGCAAGUCCCAUUUCCACUGAAGAUCCCCAAUCUCCCACUAACGUAAACACCCUUGAGAGUCAAGAUGAACAUGGGGACCAUGCGAAUCCCGAUGAGCUGGAUUGCUUUGCCUGUUCCGAUCCCAGACUCAACGUUCCCCAACCAAUGAGUGUAGUCAUCUCUACAAUUUCACCUCGGAUUGACUUGGAUGAUCUAGACUUUGAGGCGCCCGAGGCUUUGGAUUUAAGCCUGGAUGAAAACCGACCAGCUUCAACGGAAUUCUUCGAAUCGAGAUUGCGAUGUGUUCCCCCUGAAGCUGAACAUGAGCACGAUCUUGGCGAAUCAAAGCCUCCACACAUGGAACAACAGGAAGCUUCGGAGACCCACCCGGAUGUAGAUGAGGGAAUUGGCAAUUUGUCCGAUGAGUCACCAACCAAAGAAAGAACCUCGGGAUCGAGAGCUUCGAUAUUGUCAUCAUCGUGCACUCUUCCAGUGGAUUUUACCCCAGAACCGUCCAAUGAUGAGAAUACAAAGGAAGCCCAAGGGUACUCUGAUAUCUUGAGCGUUCUUCAUAAGCUUGACAGUGAAGAGGGAGUGAAUGAUCGGCCAAUUGAAGAGGCCAAACAAACUGAAGGUGCUACAACGGAAAAUACAACCACAAAGAAAAUUGAUGACUUAUUCUCAUAUUUGGAUAACGUGGAGGAAGGAAUAGAUGCCAAUCUACCAAUUGUUGAGGGUGGUCGAACGCAGUCUGCGGUGCCGUUUUUGGGCUCCAUGAAAUCAACCAAGAAUAGUAUUUCAGAGCUCCUGAAGGAAAGCCCUCAAAAAUUGGCCGAGAAAGUCAUCAAGCUGCGAUAUAAAGUUGAAGACACGGAGAGAGCAGUCGCUGUUCUCAAAGAUGCUUUGGAGCAUCAGCGAAAAAUAUCCGCCAACUCCACCAGCAAGUUCCAAAAGGAGUUGGAGCAAAGGUUGGCGCAACAAAAAGAUGAAUACGAGGCCACCAUCAAACGCCAUCAAACCUUCAUCGAUCAACUGAUUGAGGACAAGCGGAGCCUCAGUGAACGAUGCGAUGUUUUGCAUCUCGAUUUGAGAAACUCCGAAAGGAAGCACCAAGAGAGUAUCAAAAGCAUUGAACAGAGACACCAAGCUGAAUUGAGACGAGUGAAAUCAUUGCAAGAAACCAGCAGCAAAAUUAAACAAGAAAAAUGGAUGGACGAGAAAACCAGACGGAUCAAAGAGCAAACAGUUCGAGGUCUGGAGCCUGAAAUCCAGAGGCUCAUGUCCAGACAUUCGACUGAGAUGUCGGAUUUGGAAUCGGAAAGGGAGAGAAUGCUGAUGAGCCAAGAGAAAGAGCUUCAUCAGCGACAUGUUCAACAUGUUCGGGAACUGAAAGCUCUUUGGGAUGAAGAGCAGCAUGAGUCACUUCAGCGAGAGCGACAAAUGCUUCUCCAAAGACACACGAUGCAAUUGAAUGAGAUGGCCGAACAACACGAUUUGGAAAUACAAAGACUUCAAGAACAGCUGAAACGGGAAAGGGAAAGAGCAAUUGAAGAUCGACGCCAUUUUGAAAACGAGGCCAAUCAAGUGCGUAAAAUAGCCAAUGAGCGAGCUCAAGGUGAAGUCGAGCGAGUCAAGGAAAUCGAGGAGAAUAAAAGGAAAACAUUGCUGAAGAAACAAGCGGCUGAGCUGUCCUCCAUUAAAGAGGCAGAAACGGCAGAGCGAGAAGAAUGGGAGAGAGCCUGCCGCCAAAAGUUUGAAGCCAGUUGGGAGGAGAAUGAAAAGAAAUUGGCGGCAAAAUUCGAAAAUGAGAAGAACGAUAAGUUGGCCACCGAGAAGGGCCGUGUUAUUGACGAGAUGAAGGCCUUCAAAGACCAAUGCAAAAGGGAUUUGGAAGAAAAAAUCAGCCGGAUGAAAGCCAAACAAGAGAUCGAAAUCAAGGACAUAGACGCAGACAACGAGAAUAUGAGAAAGAAAGUCCAGCAUUUGCGUCAAGAAUUGGCAAGGCUUGAAGAGGAAGCCAUCGUAACCAAGGCCAAUUUCAAACAAAUGGAAAUCACCAUUAACGACUUGAAGAAGACCAAUGGCCAACUAGAAUCUGAGCGUGACGACGUGCGCCAAGCUGUUCGAGGUGAAUUCAACUCUGCCCUUGAGGCCUUAUCCAAUGAGCGCAACUCUCUCUUGAAUCAGAUCUCGGAUUUAAGAUUGGCCUGCACAGAAAUGAAGUCCCAAAUACUGGUGAUGGAGAGGGCUCAUAAGCGGGAAAUGGAACGCGAGAUUGAGAAUAUUCACGUCAGGGUCAAGGCUGCGAUUGCCAAGAAGGAGGAACAAUUGCAAGAGUUGAAGCAAAACUUUGCGAAUGCUUUGGAACAGAUUGAACACCUUGAGGACUCGUUGGAACGGAACACUAAAGAGCGAAUCCUCGCUCCAAGCAAGAAGAAAUAGCCAAAGAGCACACAUAUGCCACGGAAUAUCUGCUUCAAUAGAUUUUGGCUAGAUGGCGCUUGCUUCCUGAAACAACGUGGUUUUCCAUUA